This is a messenger RNA of Fusarium keratoplasticum, 1194 nucleotides long. Its product is annotated as Aminotran-1-2 domain-containing protein. Gene Ontology annotation, molecular function: pyridoxal phosphate binding; catalytic activity. Gene Ontology annotation, biological process: biosynthetic process. The record is from RefSeq and is a predicted model, not a curated record. The coding region runs from base 1 to 1194 and encodes 397 amino acids. The transcript has 2 exons. Lineage: Eukaryota; Fungi; Ascomycota; Sordariomycetes; Hypocreales; Nectriaceae.
AUGGUUCGCAUUACCCCCUUCGCCGUUGAGCAAUGGAUGGACAAGUAUGAGACGACGCCAGACGUCCUCAACAUUGCCGAGACAUGCGCCGCUUCUGUGUCCAUCGACGACCUAAUUGGUCUGUCAAAGGACCCAGCGGCUCCAGGCCCUAUCGAUACCAGCAUCAAGCUCACCUACGGGCCUAUCCCCGGAACUCGGACGCUGAGGGAGCGAAUUGCUGCUCACUGUAGCACCGAGGAGACGCAGCUGGCGGCCGAGGACGUUGUCAUCACUCAAGGCGCGAUCGGCGCCAACUUUCUGUCCCUCUACACCCUCGUAGGACCGGGAGACCACGUGGUCUGUGUCUAUCCAACUUACCAGCAACUCUACGAUGUUCCCCGGAGUGUCGGUGCUGAAGUUACGCUGUGGAAGCUGCGUGCGGAGGAGGGCUUUGUCCCCAAUGUCGAUGAGUUGACCAGCCUGAUCAAGGAGAACACCAAGAUGAUCAUCAUCAACAAUCCUAACAACCCCACAGGAGCCCCGAUCUCGACCGACAUCGUGCAGCGCAUUGCACGUGUGGUGGAAGAAAAGGGUAUCAUCCUCUUCUCCGAUGAGGUCUACCGCCCGCUCUUCCACGGCGGGGCCCUGGGAGAAAUCGAAGUACCGCUUCCGGCAACCACACUCGGAUACCAGAAGACUGUUGUCACUGGAUCCAUGUCCAAGGGGUAUGCGUUGGCUGGCAUCCGAGUGGGGUGGGUUGCUAGCAGAGACAAGUCCAUCAUCUCUGCCAUCAUGUCGGCACGCGACUACACCACCAUCAGUGUCUCUCAGAUAGACGACCAGAUUGCAAGCUACGCUCUUUCGCCAGCUGUCCGGCCGUCGCUGGUUGAACGCAAUAUGACACUGGCAAGGACCAACGCAAAGCUGGUGAAGGAGUUUGUCGAGCGCCACAAGUCAGUGUGCUCAUGGGUUGAACCUAGAGCCGGAACGACGGCCUUUAUCCGGUUCACUAAGAACGGCGAGCCCGUGAAUGAUGUCGACUUUUGCCUGGACCUGUUGGACAAGACUAAGAUCCUGUUCUGCGCGGGCUCGCGUUGCUUUGGAGGUGAUGAGGAUUUCAAGGGUUAUGUUAGAAUGGGAUACGUCUGUGAGACGGAGGUUUUGGCCGAAGGCCUGAAGAGGCUCGGCGACUACGUUGACAACAACUUGUCGUAG